CAGGCAGGAGCUCUCUUGGUCAAGCCAUCACGAACGGAAAAACUAUUUUAUGGUGUGACAGAAAUGUACACCGUCCACCAAUGUUGUCGUCUGGCACUUCUGUGGCCUUCGUCACGACGUUCGGGAGGGGCUAUGACCUGCGGGACCUGGUGAUGCGGUUCCGGAACACGUCCUUCACCUUCAGCCAGUUCCUGUGGCACGUGGUCUGGACGCACGACGCGGGCGUGGCAGACGAGCACUGGAUGACCUACACCGAGGCGUGCGAUCCGUGCCGGGUGAAGUUCGACUACAUCCUGAAGCUGGAGACGAUCCAGGAGGAGAUCCAGUACCUGUUCUGUGGGGUGCUAGGCUUCCAGGGCGAGGCCACUUUCCCGGUGAGGCAUCGCAGCCACGGCCACGCCCUCGCCCGCUCAGACCGGGAGUACUACGCCAACUUGAGCACGGAGCUGAUGCGCCGACUGCUGGGCAUCUACAGGCACGACUUCGCCAUCUUUGACUACAGCCAAGGCCAGUAGUGCGUGAGGCUGAAAACGAAUGGACUGGGACUCGCUUUGUCAAAUGUUUGGGGCUCUUGUUGAGACCGUUUGGGAGGCCACAGAGGAGACACGGUUGUCACGAGUGUUCUUCCCGUUCACGGCGCAGAAGCCUUCCCAAAUAACCACCAGGCUCAAGAAACCACCCAUGGAAACCCCGACAACUUGUGGGAGGGUCUUUUGAAGUAGGUGUACCAAGGCUUCGAAGAGUUUGA
This is a messenger RNA of Eriocheir sinensis (Chinese mitten crab), 748 nucleotides long. Its product is annotated as carbohydrate sulfotransferase 11-like. Gene Ontology annotation, biological process: carbohydrate biosynthetic process. Bases 81 to 515 code for a protein of 144 amino acids. The record is from RefSeq and is a predicted model, not a curated record. The transcript has a single exon. NCBI's taxonomy places the organism in Eukaryota, Metazoa, Arthropoda, Malacostraca, Decapoda, Varunidae. Gene Ontology annotation, cellular component: membrane. Gene Ontology annotation, molecular function: sulfotransferase activity.